AAAGUUUGGUUAGUUACUUCGUUUCGUGCGCAAGUUCUGCUUUGGAAUUGAUUCCAGUGAAGCCGCACGGGAACCAGUUCUGAAGGAUGCUUUGGACAAUAUUGUUGGCGUGGGUGUUGGUCAUUCCUGUUUGCCAUGCACAAAGUCGAAGCUUUAUUGGCACAAAAACAAAUGAGAGUGACCCUGAUUCUGCCUUGGUGAUUGAUAAGUACGCUGCAUCUGUUCUGACCAGUGGAUUGACAACAAUCUUUUUGCCAAUGGUCUACAUUAUUGUAUUCAUCAUCGGUUUGCCUGCGAAUGCCAUGGCACUGUGGGUCUUUGCCUGUCGAACCAAGAUUAAACACCCAGCAGCUAUUUACAUGGCUAACUUGGCGUUGGCAGAUCUCCUGUUUAUUAUCUUGUUCCCUUUGAAAAUUGCAUACCAUUUGAAUGGCAACAAUUGGAUUUUUGGAGAAGGAAUGUGCAAAGUGCUAGUUGUUUUUUUCUAUGGAAACAUGUACUGUUCCAUUUUAUUCAUUACCUGCCUCAGUGUUCAAAGGUACUGGGUGGUUGUAAAACCAAUUUCUCAGGCAAGGAGGAAGACUGACAUAGCUUAUGGUGUAUCAAUUUUCAUUUGGAUAUUGAUUGUAUUGGGCACAAUACCAUUAUACUUAAAUAAUCAGCAAACAGCAAAGAUUGCUGACCUUAACAUUGUAACCUGUCAUGAUGUCCUACCAGAAGCAAAGUUGGCUUCUAGCAUGUUUGACUACUUUCUGUCUUUGGCUAUUGGGAUAUUUUUCUUUCCAGCAUUAUUGACCUUGACUGCAUAUGUAUUGAUGAUCAAAACAUUGAAAGCUUCAUCUGGUGAAGAUGGCAUUGGGAAAAGUCGCAAGAGAGCAAUUAGUUUGAUUAUCACUGUUCUGGUGAUGUAUUUAGUUUGCUUCACACCUAGCAAUGUUAUUCUUGUUGUCCACUAUUAUAUGAUAAGAUAUAAUCAGAAUGGCAGUGUGUAUGCUCUUUACAUUAUAAGCCUUUGUCUAUCUAGCAUAAAUAGUUGCAUUGAUCCCUUUGUUUAUUACUUUGUUUCCAAAGACUUUAGAGAUCAUGUUCAAAAUACACUGCGGUGUCGUAGUGUCAGAACUGUUAGAAGUGUCCAGGCUUCCAUUACUUCCCUGAAAUAUUCCAAAAGAUCGACUUCCUAUACUUCUGCCAGUAAAGUUACUACCACAACAAGCAACUGUUAAACAUUAAUGUGGAGGUAUAGCUUUGAUUCCAUUUUACAUGCUAUACUUAAAACCCAUCAAGUUUUGUUUUAGCACCUAGAUUUUAAAUCAACUGAGUAUUAAUCCAAUUUGGAAGUAAUUAACUGAAAUGGUGCCAGAAAUUUCAUUCAAUCAUUAUUCAAUGGCUUUGCAUGAAAUAGCUGCUAUAACUUCAAGCUAAGUUUUGUCCAAAUACAAUUUCAAUAUAAAUAGCAAGAUGUAUUGAAUUUGUAUAUGUAACUUUGUCUAUAAACCACACAACUGUUACAGACUUGACGUUUGUUUAUAUUUUGGGAAUUGUCAAUCCCCCUGUAUCCAUUGUUUUUAUUUCAAUUUAUGUAUAUGGUGUAUAUAUUUUAAGAAUGGUGUGACAUAUUUAAAUGUUUCAAGAAUAGUCCUGUAUUUUUCAUAUUUUGUUGGACUGGAACACCAACACUUAGUUUUUGCUAUUAUUUUAAAGCUUGUACAUAAACUGGCUUUUUAUACUGAUUUAUUUUUUAAGUCACUUUUUAAUAUUAACUGACUUGGCAUCUGUGAAAUGACCCUCCAUACAUCCUGCCUGAAGAAAAGUAGCUGUGAAAAUAGAGUAAAAGAAUGAAUUAUUUGAAGCUAGUCUUAAGAAUAUUAAGAAAACUGUAAAAGCUGUUCAGAUCUUUGAAGCAUUAGCAUUAAAUAAAUUGAAAAGCUA
This is a messenger RNA of Pristis pectinata (smalltooth sawfish), 1929 nucleotides long. RefSeq names its product coagulation factor II (thrombin) receptor-like 1, tandem duplicate 2 (gene f2rl1.2). The record is from RefSeq and is a predicted model, not a curated record. Bases 87 to 1223 code for a protein of 378 amino acids. Gene Ontology annotation, biological process: phospholipase C-activating G protein-coupled receptor signaling pathway; positive regulation of Rho protein signal transduction; thrombin-activated receptor signaling pathway. Gene Ontology annotation, cellular component: membrane. Lineage: Eukaryota; Metazoa; Chordata; Chondrichthyes; Rhinopristiformes; Pristidae. The transcript is spliced from 2 exons. Gene Ontology annotation, molecular function: thrombin-activated receptor activity.